AGAAGGGAGGGGCAUCAAGAGAGUGGGGCUGGGGGCGGGAAGAUGGUUUAACAGUCUACCCUGCACAGCGUCAUCUUGUCUCCCUAACAGGAAGCAGGCUGUGAGCCAAGGGGAAGGCAGAGGACAGAAAUGAAUGUGUUUCCAGGCUUUCUUGGUGGUUUAUGGCAUUCUCCAAACUCCUAUGCAAGGGCUAUUCCUGACCAAGAAGAUCUAAGGAGAACGUCUCUGAAAUCAAGUCCGGAUGAAGAAUUAAGAGAAAAAAAGUGAAUAUGGUUUUUGCUCCCAGAAUGGAUAACAGCAAGCCACCUUUGGUUAUUUCUACACUUCUGGUGCCCCUCCAAAACCGCAGCUGCACUGAAACAGCCACACCUCUGCCAAGCCAGUACCUGAUGGGAUUAAGCGAGGAGCACAGCUGGAUGAGCAACCGAACAGACCUUCACCAUGGACUGAAACCUGGAGAAGUGGCCACAGCCAGCAUCUUCUUUGGGACUCUGUGGUUGUUUUCUAUCUUUGGCAAUUCCCUGGUUUGUUUGGUCAUCCAUAGGAGUAGGAGGACUCAGUCUACCACCAACUACUUUGUGGUCUCCAUGGCAUGUGCUGACCUUCUCAUCAGCGUUGCCAGCAUGCCUUUCGUCCUGCUCCAGUUCACCACUGGAAGGUGGACGCUUGGUAGUGCCAUGUGCAAGGUUGUGCGAUAUUUUCAGUAUCUCACUCCAGGUGUCCAGAUCUAUGUUCUCCUCUCCAUCUGCAUAGACCGGUUCUACACCAUCGUCUAUCCUCUGAGCUUCAAGGUGUCCAGAGAAAAAGCCAAGAAAAUGAUCGCAGCAUCGUGGAUCUUUGAUGCAGCCUUUGUGACCCCUGUGCUCUUUUUCUAUGGCUCCAGCUGGGACAGCCAUUGUAACUACUUCCUCCCUUCCUCUUGGGAAGGUACUGCCUAUACUGUCAUCCACUUCUUGGUGGCCUUUGUGAUUCCAUCUGCCCUCAUAAUUUUAUUUUAUCAAAAGGUCAUAAAAUAUAUUUGGAGAAUAGGCACAGAUGGCCGAACAGUGAGGAGGACAAUGAACAUCGUCCCACGGACAAAAGUGAAAACCAUCAAGAUGUUCCUCAUUUUAAAUCUGUUGUUUUUGCUCUCCUGGCUGCCUUUUCACGUGGCUCAGCUAUGGCACCCCCAUGAACAAGACUAUAAGAAAAGUUCCCUUGUCUUCACAGCGAUCACAUGGAUAUCCUUUAGUUCUUCAGCCUCUAAACCUACUCUGUAUUCCAUUUAUAAUGCCAAUUUUAGGAGAGGGAUGAAAGAGACUUUUUGCAUGUCCUCUAUGAAAUGUUACCGAAGCAAUGCCUAUACUAUCACAACCAGUUCAAGGAUGGCCAAAAAAAACUACGUUGGCAUUUCAGAAAUCCCUUCCAUGGCCAAAACUAUUACCAAAGACUCAAUCUAUGAGUCAUUUGACAGAGAAGCCAAGGAAAAAAAGCUUGCUUGGCCCAUUAACUCAAAUCCACCAAAUACUUUUGUCUAAUUUCUCAGAAUUCUUUCAGUUGUUAUGCGCCAGAGAUUAAAAAGCUUUAACUAUAAAAACAGAAGCUAUUUACGUAUUUGUUUUCCUCAACUUUCCAAGGGAAAUGGUUUAUUUUGCAAAAUGCAUUCGUUUAUUAUAGUUUUCGUGGGUUUUAUUUUACUUGCUUCAUGUUUUAGAAAAAGUGUUUGCUUUGAACUAUAGUCAACAGUUAUUUUACUAUUAAUAUAUUAGUUACACACAUAAAAAAGAAAAUGCUUUCUUACCACUUACUUACUGUUAGGUUCAAAAACAUAAACCUAAGCCAUAAACACA
Messenger RNA from Saimiri boliviensis boliviensis (Bolivian squirrel monkey), 1829 nucleotides. It is a transcript of the gene GPR19, whose product is annotated as G protein-coupled receptor 19. Gene Ontology annotation, biological process: G protein-coupled receptor signaling pathway. Gene Ontology annotation, cellular component: plasma membrane. NCBI's taxonomy places the organism in Eukaryota, Metazoa, Chordata, Mammalia, Primates, Cebidae. The record is from RefSeq and is a predicted model, not a curated record. Gene Ontology annotation, molecular function: G protein-coupled receptor activity.